Molecule: messenger RNA, 579 nt
Organism: Aphanomyces astaci
Lineage: Eukaryota; Oomycota; Saprolegniomycetes; Saprolegniales; Verrucalvaceae
Exons: 2
Coding region: 1-579 (192 amino acids)
Source: RefSeq, a predicted model, not a curated record
AUGCCGCGACGAUGCCACAAGUCGCACACGAUCGGCAAAAAGCGCAAGCUACUCGCCUUGUUCGACCAAGAAUCCAUCAAUAGCCGGGUGUUUCGUGCCACCCAUGACAUCCCACGAAGCACUUGGAUUGGAUGGCAACAAGGCAAGUUAAUGAAAUAUGUGCGACGGGACGAGCACAUCCUCACGUCCAUGCACAUAAUUGCGUUCAUGAAGACGUACCAUGCGGCCUGGCUCGACGUCUACAAGGUUGGGAAGCGAGAUUCGUACAAGUCCCUUCUCAAGUUGUGCCACGAUUUCACCCGGCGACACAACUUUUCUCAAAGAGUCCCAUGUUAUACGAAAAUGCCGUCCGUAGACAUGGAGGCUUUGCGCAACGACUUAGCUGGCCAGUGCUGGAACAAGUAUCACGCGUACAAGUCGUGCGACAUACUCAAUGUUGACGAAACGGAUGUCAACUAUGACAUACCUCCAGGCAAGAUAUGGGCAGGGAAGAGAAAGUCGUCGAAAGUGGACAAUACCCAUAACCACUCAGACGGCCUGACAGCGGUGUUGACAUGUCGCGCGAACGUUACCUGGUGA